Messenger RNA from Rotaria sordida, 1542 nucleotides. NCBI's taxonomy places the organism in Eukaryota, Metazoa, Rotifera, Eurotatoria, Philodinida, Philodinidae. The record is from the annotation of a GenBank genome assembly.
AUGAUUUUUUCUCGAAAUUCUUUUUUAAUUAUUAAUUAUAUUUCACGUCGAUUUGUUCAAAAUCUUCCACGUAAUGUUCAACUUGAACUUGAUCCAGAUGUUAGUAAACAAUUAACAUCUGAUAAUAGAAAAUUAGCGUUUUUUAAAGAACAUAAAGGAAAAUUUAAUCAUACAAGUGUCUUACCAAAACAACUUGAAGAAACAAUAAAUACAAUUCUAUCUGAUAUUGAACCACAACGUCUGAAAGUGGAUAUGAAAUUACUUGCAGAUCAUUUAGCUGAACGACGUUUACCAAUUGAACAACGUGAAUUAAAAACUAUAGCACAAAAUGUUAUACAAAAUUUAAUAAAUACAGAACCACCAAUAAAUACGUUAGCAAUGAGUCCUGAAAAACGUGAAGAAUUAAAUCUUAAACGACAACAUGAAUUAAUGAAACGAUUAAAAUCAUCAAUUUAUCAUUGGCAACCAUUGACUUUUGAUGAAUAUAAAUCUAAAAUAUAUAUGGCGACAAAUUUUGCAUCAUAUUAUGCAAUGCUCGUACAAAUUUUUAAUGAAAUUAAAAAACGAGAACGAAAUUUUCGACCUGCUCGUUUAUUUGAUUUCGGAUCUGGUGUUGGUUCUGCUAUGUGGGCAGCUAUGCAUGUAUGGGGUAAACAAACAUUUGCCGAAAUUCUUAAUGUUGAUAAAUCACGUGAAAUGAAUGAACUAUCUCAAUUAAUAUUACAAGGUGGUCAACAUAAUAAAACACCAAUUGUACAUGGUGUUGUCUAUCGACAAUUUAUGCCACAUGGACGUGAUAAUAUAUUUGAUCUUGUUGUUGCUGAUCAUACGUUAUUUGAAUUUGAAAAUCGUUUUGAACGUUUAAAAGCUGUUCAAUCAUUAUGGUAUAAUGUUAAACCUGGUGGUUUUCUAAUUCUUGUUGAACAAGGUACUAUUCAUGGUUAUACAGCAAUUAUUGAAGCUCGUGAAAAUCUAUUACAUCGUAUCGCUGUUUUUGAUGAAACAACGAAGAAGAAUGACGAUGAAAUAAAUAAUGAAGAAUCAUUGACAGAACAUGAUGACUCAUUGCUGAAUCAACGAUAUUCUCCAGCACACAUUUUUUCACCGUGUCCUCAUGAUUUAACUUGUCCAAAGAAACAGUUAAAUAUACCAUGUCGAAUAGCAACACGAUAUCGACCAUUACAAAUAUUUGAUCUUCAACGACAUGUGCCUGAUUAUAAAACAACUGAAAUGUCAUAUAUUGUUAUUAAAAAAGCCGAACGAAAUAAAGAUGAUAUUUAUGAAACAUGGCCACGUGUUAUUGAACCUAUAAUGGAUCGUAAACAUCAUCAACAUGUUCGACUAUGUUGCCCGAAUGGUGAAUAUGUUAAUGUACCUAUAUCAAAAAAUAAACAUGGCGUUGGUCUUCAUCGUUUAUCACAUCAUGCUGAACCCGGUGAUAUAUUUCCAGUAACUGGCGAACUUAUUGAAGAUAAAACUAUAAAUAAUAAAGAAGACGUAAUAACUCCUCCACAACGACGGAGACGAGCAUAUCGAACAUAA